UUCGACGUAGUUGGCAAAGAUCAGCAAAAGAAGAAAAUAUCAGUGGCGGAAUAUUUCAAAACGAAUGUCGGCAUUGCACUNAAAUUUGCAAGGUUACCGUUAAUCAUUGAGCGUUGUGAGAGCGGUGAGAAUUAUUAUCCGAUGGAGUUGUUGGUGGUUUGCGAGAAUCAACGAGUGAAACAAACACAGCAAUCAUCCGAGCAAAUACAAGCAAUGAUUUCUGUUCGUUUGCAGGCAUGUGCUGCAUUACCAUCGGAUCGUAAACGUCAAACGAGUAUAAUGACACAAGCAUUAAAGUUGGACGGUGCCACUAAAAAUCGAUGGUUCGAUGAAUACAAUGUGAAGAUCACGAAAAAUCUGGCGGUGUUGCGAUUGAAUAUGGAUUUCAGAGCGUAUGUGAACGCAUUCAUACAGCAAUGCCGUCAGCACGGUAUGCAAAUAGGCAAACCAAUCGCACAACUCUACGUCCGUGGUGCCACCGAAAAUCAAGUUGAUGUGCACAUGAAUAAAGCGAAGCAAAUGGGUGCAAAACUCGUACAUUUUAUCACUAGUGAUAAACUCCUAUUCCACGGGCGUAUGAAAUUGCUGGAAGCAAGUGAGCAGAUAGUGACACUUGACCUUAAAACGAGUACUGCGGUUAAAGCACCGCAGAGAUGGCAAACACUUGAUAAUAUCAUCAAUAAAGUGAAUCUGAAACUUGGUGGUAUCAACUUUGGUUUACGUUUGGAGACGGAAGGGUCAGUGAACAAUUUAAGUGCUCAAAAAAGCAUAAUGAAUCCGAAUCGUAUCAUUGUUGGUAUGGAUGUGGCUCAUCCGCCAGCGAUUAACAGACGAAGAGACGAGGAGAAUUUGGUGCCCUCGAUUGUUGGGUAUUCAUCGAACUGUAAGAAGCAUCCAUUGGACUUUAUUGGUGGAUAUCGUUACGCUAGAGCGAAUCAAGAGGAGAUAGCAGAUUCAACAAUUACUGAUCUAAUGGUGGAAUCAAUGAAAAAAUUCAAAGAGAAUCGUAACAUUCUACCGAAUCAUAUUAUUUUACUGAGAGAUGGUAUCUCAGAAGGACAGUACACAUAUGUGAUCCAGAACGAAGUUGAGCAAGUGAAGAGUGCGUGCGGUCAGAUCGGUGGUAAUGCUUAUCGCCCACAUAUUACGUUCGUAGUUGCAACGAAAAUGCAUAAUUUACGUCUCUUCAAAAAGGAUAUUCCACGAACUAAUAAAGCGAGUGAGCAGAAUAUUAAACCAGGAACAGUAGUGGACAAGCAUAUCGUCAGUCCAGUUCUCAAUGAAUUUUAUCUGAACUCGCAUUCAGCGUUUCAAGGCACAGCAAAAACGCCGAGAUAUACGAAACUGUUCGAUACGUCGAAGAUGUCGAAUGACGAGAUUCAAGCGAUCGUUUUUGCGUUAGCGUUCAAUCAUCAGAUCGUGAAUUCGGCAGUUUCCUUACCAGCACCGAUCUUUAUCGCGGAUCGAAUGGCAACUCGUGGACAGAAUAAUUUCGUGGCGCAAUUUGGCGACAUCUCGGAGGGUAGCGAAGGAGCUGCGAAAGCUCCAAUGGAUCUUAAAGAACUAAACGCUCAACUGGGUUAUGCGGAUAAACCAUUGAGCAAUUGUCGUUUCAAUGCGUAG
This is a messenger RNA of Anisakis simplex (herring worm), 1623 nucleotides long. The record is from the annotation of a GenBank genome assembly. NCBI's taxonomy places the organism in Eukaryota, Metazoa, Nematoda, Chromadorea, Rhabditida, Anisakidae.